AUGUCACCACAGACUGAGGUGAAAGCUAAGGAGAUGAAGAGCAUUCCAUAUGCUUCAGGAGUUGGGAGUUUGAUGUAUGCCAUGGUCUGUUGUAGACCAGAUCUUGCACAUGCAGUUAGCCAAGUUAGCAGGUUCAUGGCUAACCCUGGCAAGGAGCAUUGGAGAGCACUGAAAGGUGUUUUCAGAUACUUGGUGGGCACAGUUGGAGUUGGUAUUUGCUAUGAACAGGAAGGUAGAAAGGAGAAGAAUUCCAACAUGACCAAGAAGAACCAGAGCCGAAUGAUUGGUUUUGUGGAUGCUGAUUACGGAGGAGAUAUGGACACACAUCGUUCUACCACAGGUUAUGUGUUUUGUUUGAACGGAGGUCCAGUGUCAUGGAGAUCAAGCUUGCAACCAAUCACGGCAUUGUCUACAACGGAAGCGGAGUAUAUUGGCAUCACAGAAGCUGCCAAGAAAGCUCUAUGGUACCACCGGAUUAGGGAGUUGGUGGAAGAACGUAAAGUGGAGCUAGCCAAAGUUCAUACGAAGGAGAACCUGGCAGAUGCACUGAUCAAGAUUCUUCCAAGGGAUGGCUUCCUUAGGUGUGUGACGCUGAUGGGAUUGAUGGACCAGGAGAAGCUUGCAAAGGCUUUGGAGUGCUAA
Molecule: messenger RNA, 642 nt
Organism: Phoenix dactylifera (date palm)
Lineage: Eukaryota; Viridiplantae; Streptophyta; Magnoliopsida; Arecales; Arecaceae
Source: RefSeq, a predicted model, not a curated record